Triticum turgidum subsp. durum (durum wheat) is the source of this 870-nucleotide messenger RNA. The record is from the annotation of a GenBank genome assembly. Lineage: Eukaryota; Viridiplantae; Streptophyta; Magnoliopsida; Poales; Poaceae.
AUGCGUGUAAGAGCUGCCAUGAAGAUGGCAUACCUCCUGGCCUUCGCCGUGGUCUUGCUCUCGGCGUGCAGCCUCGCCUCCUCGAGGUCGCUGCCCUCGGUCACCACCCAUGGAGCCGACGCACAGCUGGAAGGUGGCCGAGCCGCGCGCGCCAAGCUCGACCCUCCAACCGCGAAUGCCGAUAAACCGCCGGAGCUCGGCAUCCGCGACGACGGUGCCAUUCAGACUGAGAAGAAAAAGCGCCAUGCCGAGGCGCCGCCCAAGCACCACGGGCCUGGCAAACACGCUCCCCCGGCCGACCCUUCGCCGCCGGCGCCUGAUCCGGACGGCGGCCAGCCCCCGGAGGUACCUGUUCCGGAGGGCCCGCACGACCAGAACCCGCCGGCGUGGCCGUUCCAGUGGCCGCAGCCGCCACCGGGCAACGACCAGUGGCCGCCGUUCCACCCGCCGCCGCUCCCCGCGUGGACGCGUCCGGGCGACGACCGGCCGCCUCUGUCUCCGUUCCCGUUCCACCCACCGCCACUUCCUGCAUGGCCGCAACCAGAACCAGGCGACCAGUGGCCCCCGCUGCCGGCAUGGCCGCAGCCAGAACCAGGAAAGCAGUGGCCCCCGCUUCCUGCAUGGCCGGAGCCAGGACCGGGAGAGCAGUGGCCGCCGUUCCCGGCAUGGCCGCAGCCAGAACCAGGAAAGCAGUGGCCGCCGUUCCCGGCAUGGCCACAACCGGAGCCAGGAAAGCAGUGGCCUCCGUUCCCGUUCUACUUCUACCCGCCGCCGAUGCCGUCAUGGCAGUGGCCGCCAGCACCGUCUUUCCACGGCGAGGAGGAACAACACGCAUCUAGGCUGGCGCCGCCUGUUCCAGCGCACAACUGA